CCCAGGUGUCCUGGCUGCCAGCCCCCUCUGCUCUAACCCACCGGAGCUAGGAAAGAAGCCAGGAGUCCUCGUUCCCAGGCCCUGCCCCAAUCCACCAGACCCCUUCCCCUCCCACAUUUCAGACGGUGCAAUAACAGUGUGUGUAGGGCCCUUUCCCUUUAAAUAGCAUCCGGGUGGGCAGGGGUCCACCCUCUCCCAGCUGCCCCUGAUGGGGCUGUAUCCAUUUAAGCUCUGCCCCAAGCCUAGCCUGUCUUCCUUAAGUUUUCCUGGUUCUGGUGCUGGGUCAGCCAUGAGGUGCUGGCUUGUGGGGCUUUUUUCUCUCUGCUUGGGGCUGGGGGUUGCCUCCCUGCCCCCCCUAGACUACCCCAUAGCCUUGUACUCCGGGGUCUCCUGUCUCUCCACCACCCUAAGGCUCCGCCCUGCCUUCUGUCUGUAUGAGCAGUGGCUCCGGGCUAGCGUGGACCCCAGUGAGGCCCCCCGGGGAUCAGCCACCAUUGAGGUGCAGGUCCAGCCCACAGGGGAUAACGCCACCUACAAGGUGCCUGGCACGUUCCCCAUGCCGCCCUGCAGCCCCCUGCACCAGGAGCCCAUGGCCCCACAGGAGUUUGCCUACGAUAUGGGGCCCAGCCUGGAGUGUCUCAACGACACCUGCUUGCUGGGGGUGCUCCCUGGGCACAGUUACAGGGUCCGUUAUGUGCUGUACAACCACGCCAUGGCACAAGUUGCCAUCACAAACUGGUCCCAGCCCUUUGAGACCCGAGCGCCUGUGUUACCUCCCCAUACUUCUGGGCAGUGCCUGUGCCCUCCAGCUCCAGUGACUGUGCCCCUCCUCUGCUGCCUCCCCAGGACCCCUGGGGCUGCCAUGCUGCACCCCCCUCUCCAGGAGACGCUGCAGCUCCCAGGGGUUGAGAUGAUGGUGCUGGUGGAGAGGGUAGAGCGGAAAGGCUGGCCGGGGGAGCCGCAGAGCACGGCAGGGGCCCGGGCCAUGGGCCUGUUUCUGGGAGCCUGUGGUCUCCUGCUCUGCCUCCUGGCUGGAGUCUACUGUGCCUACUGCCGAGCUGCAAGGAAGGAGCUCUUCACCCACCAUUGCCUGCAGGAUGCUACCUUUGAUGACCUGGUGCUGCACCUGGAAGCCCCUAAAGACUCCUAUGACUGGUUCUACUAUGACACAGAGUAUGAGGUGCCCCCACCAGCACCCCGCCUGCCUGUGCAGGCCCAGUCCCAGAUGGCCCCUACCCUGCCAUCUGCCUGCCCAGUUCUGCUGAAGCCCCCAAAGGAUGAGGCCUUGGGUCCCCCUGGCCAGGAGCAGCCCAAACUGAGGCCCCUGAAACUGGAGUGUCUCUCCCCAGCCAGCCUGCCUCAGGGGAACUACAUGUGAGAGCCCCACUUCCCCAAGCUUUUAACCCACUAAAACUCUCCUCCCCUUCCUGAGCUGUGGUUCAACCCAAGGAUCCUGGCUCCCAGCCCCCUCUUUUUUUCCCCCCCCCCCCCCCCCCAACUACACCCCUCUCCCUUCCCCAAGCUGGAGUAGAACCUGGAGGCCCCAGCUGUGCACUGGCUGAGGGAAUUGUGAUGGAGAUGGGGUCUGUUGGGGGGGGUCCUGUGUGCCCUGGUGGGGGGUUGGAGGUUGGGGGGGGGUGGGGAUUGUGGAUGGUCAGUUCAAUAAACUGCCCUGCACCCCACAAAGCAUCCUGGCCUUUCUGGUAGGUCAUAUGUAACUCCCCACAGCUCAUACAGUAUGUUCACAGGAGACCUGACCCACAGCUUUCCUGUGGGUACUUGAGGCCACAUGAUACCAGGGGCGACCCUACAAAAACACAGCAGAGGUCUGCUCUGGGUUAUGUGGGGUCUAUAAACUCACAGCCCCCUGCCCUGGGCUCCUUAUAGGGUAAUGCAACCUGAGUGUGCAGAGAGCCUGAGCCAGUUGCUCCCACGGGUAUGAAUUCUCCCUGUCCAUCCUUCUUCUGUGGGGUGGGACAGGAGCUGGAGGGAGACUUUUAGAGUUGGAUCUAGUGCCUCUGUGAUCCAGUUCACCCCAGGGAGGAUCUGAUGAAUGGGAUGUGAAGGGAAAGAGGAAGGAAAAAUCCCUCUCAGGCUGACACACUUAUGGCCUGUUCAGCUCGGGGCAUGUGCGCAUGUGUUUGGGGGAGGGGGCAGGGCUUGUAUAAAGGGGUGGGGUUGAGAAGGACCUAUAUGGAGACAGAGUCUGCAGGGGGGGAGGCCCCCGUUAAGGGCAUGGAGCCAGACUGUUCCAAUGCUUUAGUAAAAAUAACACAACAGUGAUGCUCUGGGCAUUGGGUAUUAUGGGGGUGCACAGACCGUGGCAAUGGACUUGUGGGGUGUGGGGGGCAUGAGACCCUGGUGGAGCACCCCUGAGCCCUCCAGCAAGAAAGGAGAGAAGGAAGAGGGGGUAGAUUGCCCUGGAGGGAGGGGGAAGGGACAGCAGGAGA
Messenger RNA from Alligator mississippiensis (American alligator), 2450 nucleotides. RefSeq names its product golgi associated olfactory signaling regulator (gene GFY). Lineage: Eukaryota; Metazoa; Chordata; Crocodylia; Alligatoridae. The record is from RefSeq and is a predicted model, not a curated record. The transcript has 8 exons. The coding region runs from base 209 to 1378 and encodes 389 amino acids.